This is a messenger RNA of Biomphalaria glabrata, 1002 nucleotides long. RefSeq names its product dynein axonemal light chain 1-like. The record is from RefSeq and is a predicted model, not a curated record. The coding region runs from base 141 to 704 and encodes 187 amino acids. Lineage: Eukaryota; Metazoa; Mollusca; Gastropoda; Planorbidae. Gene Ontology annotation, molecular function: protein kinase binding. The transcript is spliced from 10 exons. Gene Ontology annotation, cellular component: cytoplasm.
UGUCUAGUCUCGCGCAAAAUGUGUCAUGGCAACGUAUGUGCAAUGAUUGUGCAUCGUCUAUUUUUGUUUUUCUUCUACAUCUAGAUCUAGAUCUAGUUUAACUGUAGUGGGAUUGUGAAAUACAUGUACAAGAUUUCAUUAUGUCUAAAGGAACUACAAUCAAGGAGGCUCUUGCAAAAUUUGAAGAAAAAAAUGGCAAAGCUAGUGAAUGUAAAGAAGUUAAACUUAUUGGAAUCUGCCCUCCUAUUGAAAAGAUGGAUGCAUCCUUGUCAACACUGACCAAUUGCGAAAGGCUUUCAUUGUCUACAAAUGCUAUUGAGAAAAUCGCUAAUUUGAAUGGGCUCAAAAAUCUGAAAAUAUUAUCCCUCGGGAGAAAUAACAUAAAAAGUUUAACUGGUCUGGAAGCAGUAGGUGAUACUUUAGAGCAGCUUUGGAUCUCUUAUAACUUGAUUGAAAAAUUGAAAGGCAUAAACGUUUUGAAAAAAUUAAAGAUUCUCUGGAUGUCUAAUAAUAAAGUGGCAGAAUGGACUGAAUUUAACAAACUAGCAGAAAUGGCAUGUUUGGAAGAUCUUCUGUUUGUAGGCAAUCCAUUAGAAGAGAAACAUUCAGCAGAAGGAACAUGGAAAGAUGAAGUUGCUAAAAAGCUGCCGAAACUGAAGAAACUAGAUGGCGUGCCUAUUGUACGACAAGAAGAAGAGGAAUAAGAAGCUGUAUACAAUUACAAGAAAGGAAGCACAUGUUAUGAAAGAUUGUAUGAAUGAUUUAAUUUGAUGGAGUUGAUGUAGUAUGUUAUGUUUCCGUUUAAAGUCUGUACAUGUAAGAAAACAAAACGUUCAUGUACCAAUAAUUAUGUUUUGUAUUUUUCAUGUUUGAUUUUAUUACUGUAAUUUAUAGGCCUACAAAAUCUUUUUUUUUUUAUUAAAAAAAAAAUUCUACUGUAAUAUAUAGGCCUAUGGAAUCUUUUUUAAAAUUUCUACUGUAAAUAAAACAUUUUUAAAUCAG